Molecule: messenger RNA, 566 nt
Organism: Hordeum vulgare subsp. vulgare (domesticated barley)
Lineage: Eukaryota; Viridiplantae; Streptophyta; Magnoliopsida; Poales; Poaceae
Exons: 2
Coding region: 133-495 (120 amino acids)
Source: RefSeq, a predicted model, not a curated record
AAACACCCCUCCCUAGCCGGCCUUGUCGGUGACGAAAAUCUCCGGAGAGGAAACAUCCCUCCCUAGCCGGCCUUGUCGGUGACGAAGAUCUCCGGGGAGGACGGGUCCGACUCCUUGCCGGUGAGGCCGUCGAUGUCGGGGCGGGUGGCGCGCAGCCAGCCGAGGACGUGGUCGAAGCUGCGGUUCUCCAUGACCACCACCACCACCGUCUUGACGGGGGAGUGGAUCUCGCGCUUCUUGCGCCGCCGCUUCAGUCGCGGGCCGUGGUGGCCCCCGCCGUCCAGGCAGUGCGCGGAGACCAUCAGGGCCAGCAGGAGGAGGGCGACGAGGAGGCGCCGCUUUCCGGCGGCGGCCAUGGCGCCAGAGCGGCUCACGACGGCGCCGGAGCAGGCGCAGUCCAUCACCCGCACCAUCUUCGACGUUGUCAAGGAGCACGGCCCCCUCACCAUCUCUGACGUUUGGGAUCACAUCAAGGACAUAGGGCUGAGGGUUUGACAAGCAAGAGGCAGAUGAAGAUCAUGCUGCGAUGGAUGAGGGAGAAGCAGAAGCUCAGGCUCAUCUGCGAC